CAAGGAUUCACUUCCCUGAAGGUGGAGGAGAACGAGUCGGGCUCCAUCAUUCAUUUGAUGAAGGAAGACUCUCUGAUCCAGGUGGACGGGAGCUCCACACACAUCAUCUGUGACAGCGAGGAUGUCAGACUCCGGCUCAGGGACGUCAUGCUCAAGUGUCUCAAGCAACUCUGAUGGAGAUCUGCUUCCCCGCUCAACACACACACGCGUGCCCACACACGCCCACACAGACAUACACACACACACACAUCAUCUGUGACAGCGAGGAUGUCAGACUCCGGCUCAGGCACGUCAUUUAAGUGUCUCAAGCAGCUCUGAUGGAGAUCUGCUUCCCCGCUCAACACACACACACACACAAACAUACACGCACAUCCCUCCCUUCCCCUCUCACAAGGACCUGCUGUUCUAUUGCCGACUAACGAGGAAUAUGCAUCGGGGGCUGUCUGGUUUGACUGUACUGUAUGUAUAGAAGAAGUGCAGUGGGGGAAUGGGAAGUGGUCAUUUGUACAGGUGAUCUGAUUGUCUUGGACAGUUGGCAAUUGAAUUUGAGGUUAGAAGUUCGAUUGUGUAACCCUCCAACUCCUUUAUGCACCACAACAGUCAUAGCAGGUCAUUUCCUGUUGCCGUACUGAGAGAUGUAAUUAUCCAAAGUGACUCCCAACCCAGAUCAUGUUGCACACUAGGUGCAGUUCAAAUUCAAAAUGCGUGGGGGGGGGAGCGCGCCUGUAGGUUACUUUUACCUUGCCAGAAUGAGAGAGAAUGUGUAUGGAUGUGCAAAAUGGCAAAUGAAUGUUCUUGUAAUUUCUAUUGUCACCUUACUCAUUUUCAUUUUGUUAAUAUGAAAUAAAUCACUAUUGUUACCGGAA
Molecule: messenger RNA, 866 nt
Organism: Aplysia californica (California sea hare)
Lineage: Eukaryota; Metazoa; Mollusca; Gastropoda; Aplysiida; Aplysiidae
Product: integrator complex subunit 9-like
Source: RefSeq, a predicted model, not a curated record